Messenger RNA from Kockovaella imperatae, 1778 nucleotides. RefSeq lists its product as hypothetical. Gene Ontology annotation, cellular component: COP9 signalosome. The transcript is spliced from 11 exons. Bases 87 to 1619 code for a protein of 510 amino acids. NCBI's taxonomy places the organism in Eukaryota, Fungi, Basidiomycota, Tremellomycetes, Tremellales, Cuniculitremaceae. The record is from RefSeq and is a predicted model, not a curated record. Gene Ontology annotation, biological process: ubiquitin-dependent protein catabolic process.
GCCACGUCAUAGCACGCACCUCCACCUUGAACGGUUCGCUUCUCGACGUCUAGUCUUUGAGUCUCUCACUCUGACGCAAGGACAUCAUGGCUGCUCCAGCACAUCCAGACCUCUCAAAGAUAUUCAAUAAUCCUCUCGGAGCGUCCUCCUCGUCUUCUUCUUCAACCAAUCGAGCACAAGCCCAAAAUGCCUCCGCUAUCUCUCUCCCCAAGACAUCCACCGAUCUCUUGAGGUUGAUGAAAUCCACAACGACCAAUCAAGCUGUUCGCGAUACAUUGAUUCCUGUCCUCAAUCGGAUCGCGGACGGAGAAGGACAGACAGGAUCUACAAAAAGUCAGAAGAUGAAAAAGGGGGAGAUGUUGUUGCAGUUGCCGAAUAUACAGAAGGAUUUCGAUGUGUCCAAGUUGACAGAUGCAGAGAUCAAGGCGAUGACAGCAGCGUUGGUAUAUGUCCUAUCCGCUCGAUUCGACAAUUCUUCUGCACCGGAAUCAGAUCAAUUGAUGAUGGUGUGGAUGAUGAAGUUUGUGAAGCAACUUGACCCGGAGCAAAUUCGAAUGACAAAAUCACGACUCGGUGUUCUAGCUUGGUCGUUCCAAAGGCUGUGUAAACGAUCCGGCAAGCCCGAACUCUGCACUCCCAUCAUACUUGGUAUACAAUCCUUCUCUUACCCCCCUACGGUGUUCACCGGCGUCCUCCCUGCGAUCCUCGAAAGCUGUAUCCUCGUCCGGGAAUUUGACUUUGCACUACCUCUCAUCAACGAGGUAGUGAGAGACUUCGUCACGGGCGCCCCAACAUAUCUUGACGUCUUGACGUACUUUCAUCAUGCAGGAUUGGUCUUUGCAGCUUUAGGAGACUACGCAAGGGCCACGGAGAGAUUCGUGAUGGCACUCUGUAUACCUACCUCUGCCGCUUCCGCGAUUCAGCUGGCGUGUGCGAAGCGAGCGAUGCUGUGUGAACUGAUAGUCACGGGCAAGACUUUACGGUAUCCAAAAUAUAUCUCCAGUGCCGUUACACGAAUCAUCGACCGGAAUGCUGAGACUUACACCCAACUCGCCAAGGCGUUUGAGAAUCAUGAAUGGGCAGCGGUACAAGCUGCAGGGAAAAGCCCAGACUUCAAGCAGGAUGCUAAUGAGGGUCUGUUGCAAGCUGUCCUUGCAUCUGCUCCAAAACGCAAGAUCCUCAAAGUCCGAGAGACGUUUUCUCGACUUCGCCUGGAUCAGCUCGCAAUCAAGGUUGAGGAUGACAGUCCGAAUGGACAAUUGACUCGUGAUACCCUUCAAGCAAUGAUUCAGACGGGCGAAGUUGCCGCUUCCAUCACACCUUCCGAACCUUCGCCCAUCAUUACAUUCCACGAACACACCAUCGCUGGUCCUGAGGUGACCGCUCGUCAGCUUGCAGAAGCUCAAGCUGCUGAUGCAUGGUUGGAGCUGGAUCUGUCAGCGGGCAACAAGUCAUUGGGAUUGUCAGAUACGUAUCUAGGCAAGCAACUUGACAUGCACGAUAUGAGUGGAGGUGGCAAGAAGUCUCGUGGGGCGGGUAUAGAGGACCGUGAAGCGGGACUACGGAAGUCCGGUCGUGUGAGAGGAGUAGGGAGCAACAUGGCCGAUACCGGGUUCUAGUGUGGGGUUUGGCCACAAAAGAUCGUUCAGAACGAUUGCGGGAGGUUGGUCAAGGCGACCCCUUGUCUGUAGCAUAUUUACACAGCGGAUGACGUGACAUGGCAUGAUACGACAACGAGGACAUGUAGAAGAUUGGAAAAACUGCAACUCAGCUUCGCA